This is a messenger RNA of Synchiropus splendidus (mandarinfish), 6687 nucleotides long. RefSeq names its product CBFA2/RUNX1 partner transcriptional co-repressor 3 (gene cbfa2t3). Gene Ontology annotation, cellular component: nucleus. The transcript is spliced from 12 exons. NCBI's taxonomy places the organism in Eukaryota, Metazoa, Chordata, Actinopteri, Syngnathiformes, Callionymidae. Gene Ontology annotation, biological process: negative regulation of DNA-templated transcription; DNA-templated transcription. Gene Ontology annotation, molecular function: transcription corepressor activity. Bases 943 to 2946 code for a protein of 667 amino acids. The record is from RefSeq and is a predicted model, not a curated record.
CUACAGCGAGGACACGGAGAGAGAGAGAGCGAGAGAGAGAGAGAGAGAGAGAGGAGAGGGAGAGACUAACCCAGCACCGCGGACCCGCCAGCUCCAUUCAUCACCGGACACCAAACAAGAGUGAAACACCUCCAUGUCUGACUCACCGGGGAGAACCGUCUCGUUUGUGUGACAGCAGGGACAGCGGCAUCGGAGGAUCGCACCGAGGAGGAGCAGGAGGACCGGCUCGAGGGAUCGCGUCCGCCUCAACUGUUUUCCCACUAGAGAAGCGGACGAACCCAUGCGAUCGGAUGUAUUCGGACUUAUUGGUGGCUGUGGAUCCAGCGUGAAGUCGAGAAAAGAGUCGGAAAGUUGCAGAGUGCAAGCGACGGAUCUUCAUAGAUUAAUAUAUUGAUAUAGAAAUAUCUAUUUUUUUCCCUCUCUCACGGCAAGAAGUGACGGGGUUUGAGAAGUCCAAGGACAGCUGCGAAACCAUUUUCUCUCUCUGAUUUUAUUUAUUCUACUUUCUGAAAAUGAAAAAAAGGGGCGGAAUUCCAUGAAGUUGUGAUAUUUGCCGUCACAAAAAAAAUCCGUCUUCCUGCUAAAACCAAAGAUUGUAAAUGUGCUUACGGAUCUCUACCAUUUCCUUCUGAGACGAUAAUAAAAUACCUCAUAAUUUAUUGAAAGUUGGAAAGUCAAGAGCCCAUCAGAACUCCCAAAGGAAACGUUUUCUUGUGUUUCACUGUGGCUUCUUCUGCCUCUUUGCUCUCCAUAUUAGAAAGACAAUACACGGGGAUUACACCGGGACUGCUUUCCCAACGGCUUUAUCCCUCACACCUUCUCCAAAUAAUGAGGAUCCAGAGCAUGACAAGCCUGAUUUAGACACUAUCUGGUGUGGAUUAUCACCACUUUCCUGCCUGACCCGACCGUCACUAAAGUAGCAGAGUGCAGAAGGUUGGAACAAUGCCAGAUUCACCUGCGGAUGUGAAAACCCAGCCCAGGUCCACCCCACCCACAAUGCCUCCUCCACCCCCGGCGGUCAGCCAGGCGACCAAUCGCAACGCUUCGUUCACUCCGACCACCAGUAAAUCAAUGCUCAAUGGCAGCAGCCACUCUCCCACGUCGCUGAAUGGUGCCCCCUCCACCCCAAACGGCUUCAGCAACGGGCCGGCCAUGUCCUCCACGGCCUCGCUGUCCAACCAGCAGCUUCCACCAGCUUGCGGCGCCCGGCAGCUCUGCAAGCUGAAGCGCUUCCUGACCACGCUGCAGCAGUUUGGCAAUGACAUAUCACCCGAGAUUGGAGAGAGGGUGCGCAGCCUGGUGCUGGGACUGGUUAACUCGACGCUCACCAUUGAAGAGUUUCACUCCAAACUCCACGAAGCCACCAACUUCCCACUGAGGCCUUUUGUUAUUCCCUUUCUGAAGGCAAACCUGCCUCUGCUGCAGCGAGAGUUACUCCAUUGUGCUCGUCUGGCCAAACAGACUCCGGCUCAGUAUCUGGCUCAACACGAGCAGCUUCUCUUGGAUGCUAAUGCCAGCUCCCCUCUCGACUCAUCUGAGAUCAUGCUGGAGGUGAACGAGCACGGCAAGCGAAGGACCCCAGACAGGACCAAAGACUCCUCGGAGAGAGACGGCUUGCACCCUGAACACCUGGCGAAGAGACCAUGCACCAUCAGCCCCAGUCAGCGAUUCAGCCCCAGCAGCGGACUUUCCUCGCAUCCGCCACCUAAUGGUCUAGCCUCGCACCCGCCCAAUGGUCUGCCUCAUCCACCCAACCCCCAGAUGGGUCCACAGCACUACCGCUUAGAGGACAUGGCCCUGGCCCACCAGUACAGAGACGCCUACAGACACAGUGAACACAGAGAUGCGCGUGACAGACAUCGUCAAACAGCGGUCCAUGGAGCCAGACAGGAGGAGGUGAUCGACCACCGUCUGACAGACCGAGAGUGGGCAGAGGAGUGGAAGCACCUUGAUAAUCUUCUGAACUGUAUCAUGGACAUGGUGGAAAAGACUCGCCGCUCUCUGACAGUCCUGCGACGCUGCCAGGAGGCCGACCGCGAGGAGAUGAAUCAUUGGAUACGGCGCUACAGCGACGUGGAGGAGAUGAAAAAAGGUGGGAGCAACGGACAGCACUGCCUUCCUCCUCCUCCUCUUCCUCCUCCUACUCCUCUCCACAACUCCUCCUCCAACACAGCUAGCAGCAGCGAAGCACUGUCCAUACCAGCUUCCUCCGCUGCAGAGAGGCAGACAGGCAGACAGACAGAAAUCCACAGAGACUUCUUGCACAGACCUCCGUCGGGAUACCUGCCGGAAGAAAUCUGGAGGAAAGCAGGUACCACAAGUAUCCCGCUCUCCCCAGCUCUAAAGCACCUCCAAAACAAGCAGGAGGAAGCGGUCAAUGAAGUGAAGCGGCAGGCGAUGUCAGAGCUGCAGAAGGCUGUGUCGGACGCUGAGAGAAAAGCUCACGAGAUGAUAUCAGCAGAGCGGUCAAAAAUGGAGAGGGCGCUGGCCGAGGCCAAGAGGCAGGCUUCUGAAGAUGCACUGACAGUCAUCAACCAGCAGGAGGACUCCAGUGAAAGUUGCUGGAACUGCGGGAGAAAAGCCAGCGAGACGUGCAGUGGCUGCAACACAGCUCGCUACUGUGGCUCCUUCUGUCAACACAAAGACUGGGAGAGGCACCACCAUGUUUGUGGUCAAGGCCUGCAGGGGAUUCCAGGCAGCAGCAGCGUCCCACUGGGCACCCCGUCGUCCUCCACCACGUCUCCAACGUCCUCAAGUGUCCCUCCCACCCACUCCGAGAGCACACCGCCUGGACCCCUGUCUCUGGUGGGCCAGAAUAGUCUUGCGGGAGCGGUGGGCAGCGCAAGUGGAAGUCUGUCUGCGAGUCCGAAAGAGAGCAGUUCCAGCAGUGUCUCUCGCUCCACGACCCCAGCCACCCCUGCUCUCUUGGAUGCCACCUCCCGCUGACCUUUGACUCCAUGUUUUUCUGUGGCCAUACUCCACAUGAAACCAAACUAAGAAACUUUCAUCGCACACUUUUUUUUCUUCCGAUAUUUAAAUAUCCGUUUUCCAAUCACCAAGUGAACGCGAUCAUAGAGCGGUAAAGUUUUUUUUCCUUCUACCCCCUCCACCUAUUCAGCGUCUAGCCAAUAGAAACUAAUUCAGAUGAAAGUAAACAACAUCCAGGUAGACAUAAAUGAGGAAACUCAGAUGACGACCAGCAUCUGAAUAGUUACCUUCAGUUGUUACUCCCCUGUAAGAGACUUGUCUUCAGCUCUGAAUGGUGCUCUACCAGUCCAAACACUUCACUGAUGUGGCACUGUGAGAGGCUUGAGACAGACGUGUAUUGUUUCGUUAGUUACAAGUGAGGAAAGAGGAACGACCUGCGAUGCAAUUGAAUACUCAGAAUGACAUCUUAGUAUUUACUAUUCUAUCUGGCUUUAAAGGGAAAAUCCAAAUACUCUGAACAAAGUAGUGAUACUGGUGAUGCUGACAACCAUACUAAUGAAAAGAUGGUAAAUUAAUUUUAACUGCGAACUACCUUGCUAGCGAGCCAAGAAAUUUAACACCGGACUCACCUCUCUGAACCCAAAUGAAUUCAAAGAUGAAAAAAAAAAAAACUUGAUCCAAACCUUUGUAUUACACUGCCAAAGUGAGUAAGCAAGCGAUAAGGAGAAGCACUCAUCUUAUAACCAAACAGAAAGCAACAUCACCUCCUCAGCAGACAAGGCGGACCUGAGAAAAGCAAGCUGCACAAGACGGAACCGUCUUGUUUUGAUUGGGGCAAAGAAGGCAGACAGCGGUUCCUCAGACCCUGAGAGUGGACAAUGCUGCGAAUCUGCCUGUGAUAAAUGAACUGCAACCCCGCCAGAGUGUGCAGAAAGGAAAAACAAAAACACUGAGCCUGAAGAGAGAUGAAGACACACGUGGCAACGGAGCCGCCAAAUACAAAACCUCAAACAAGCUUGAAGGCAUUCUCCGCGAUGGUAUUUCAUACUUUUUCAGACGCUUUGAGGUCGAAGAGACUCUCCGAGGAAUUGUUCUUAUCUUUACAUUUACUCCCACAAAUCUCCAAAGUGUGAUGAACAGACAAGUGAACCUAAAGGAGGCAGCGUAGCCUCUCUCUACCUCCCCUCACCCCACAGUACACUUCUGACCUUUUACCAGACUCUCGUCUGCCCCUGUCACCCCAGACUGUUUGGACCACACAGUCAUGACCGGGAAAUUGAUCCUGCUUGUAGAUAUUUUUCCUGUCAAUUUUUCAAUAAUGUCUUUUGUCGCUGAUGUCCACAUGUGCUGCCCUUGUGUAUAUCCACAAAGAUGGACGUUGAUUUGGUUACUUUUCUUAGCCUCCAUUUUCGUUUGGGCUGAGCGAAGAGCAAACAUGGUAGUCGAAGAUACAAAGCCUGACAUCGUACUUAUCAUUUGAUUAGUUGUAUGUAUGACAAAACGAUGAACCCCCCUCUUGUAGAAUAUUUUGUAUUGCUCGCAUUGUAAGACAGUGAGAGGACAGAGGUGCAAUAUGAAGAGAAUUCAGCUACUGAAUGGAACCUCAGCAACUGCCCAUAGGGUGUCAUAUAAUAUAGAUACAUAUAAAUAUAUUUAAAGUAACAUCAUUAACUUAAUGUGAAUGUACAUAGUAUUUAAAGAGGUCCAAAAAUGUGUUUGCCAAAUAACAGAAACCUUUUAAGUCUCUAUGUCCAGAAUCUGAUUUUUUUUUUUCUUUUUCACAGUUUAUUUGUUUCUCAAAAUCAACAAAGCAUUUUCUGUUUUCCACUUUCACACUGAAAUAUAACGUGAUCCUGAGUGGAGGAGACCGAUGAGAAUCGAGGUGAAGGAGCUUCAAAGGAGACCAACUCUGUGUGGCGAAUAUUCGUCGGGAACCACUCGUAUGAUUCAAACAUCCUGCCAUUGUCCUGUAUCAAAUCUAACACCAUCUAUUAGGGGCCUUAGAUCAAAACAAUGACCCAAUUGGAAACUCUUUUAAACCAAAACUGUGCUCACAGUUGCUCCUCUGUAUUGUCUUUUUUUUUUUUUUUUUUAACGCCAUGCUUUUUCAUCCUCCGCUGUCGACCACAAGUUUUGGCGGGAAUUGAACGGCGCGGUUGUGAUAAGUUACAGUGCUUUUUGCUCCGAGAAUAUCAAAAGGUUUUGUUUGUAUGUCAUAAUUGUAGCGUCCGUUCCUUUUUUCUGUCCAAAUCGUCCACUUGUACAGUGUCAUAGCCAGUCCGCGCUCACACUAGCUACCUCCCGUGAACAUACAGCUAAUCACCAGGAGAGGUUUACCUGGACUUUAACAAAUCUUGGUUGACGGUGGAUGCAGGGGUGCACAGACAAACCCUUUCUUUUCUAAACGACUCAUCGACAGGAUAGCAACAGACGUUCCCUACGAGCCAGUUCCAAAAAACGCAGUGCCAUGUGUUGUCCAAAACCCGUGAAAGCACAGACCAAAGUACUUCUGCGUUGCCAUAGUAGGCUUUGACGAGGUGUGUACUGACAUAAAUCAUGAAGUUACAGCUACAGCAGUUAACCAAAUUGUGUGAUAUAUAUAUACAUAUAUAUAUAUACAACACUCAGCGAACAACAGCGACGAGCAAUAAACCCGCCGAAAUAUGGAGAACGCACGUUCCAGUAAUUAAAGUGCUCGGUGUCUAAUCGUGUUUUUGUCAAAACAAUGGUGUCAUCCGCCUCUGAAACGCUUACUGAUAGUGUGUUCUCGCAGUCACAAAGCCUCGCAGAGAUGUAAUGAAGCAGUGUUUUUAUGUGUGUGAAUAAGUGUUUUUGACAUUCACAUCUCUGUACUUGAAACCUUCUGAGCUUUAAUGAAACAUCACAGGCGUUCGUGGAGAGAUUAGAAAAUAUGUAGCAGUUGCUCUCUGCAUUUCACCAACGUUUAUGAUGAGAAGACAGCGACGACAGCUCCCUUCCCCUAUGGCAGUCUGUGCACCCUUGUCUGAUCGUAACCAUCACAUUAACAAAGCCAAACCCAACAGACCACAGAAUAAUGACCAAAACCCAAGGAAAGACUAAACAAAUGCCUUGAAUCCAUUUGUUGAGAAACUAUGUGAGAUUAUUUUCAUUGCAACUCCACAAAUUGUUAAAUGUGACUUUUAUUUUUAUUUUAUUUUUGUUUUCAACAAGUAAGGAAAAAGUAAGGGCUCUGCAGUUAUGAACACAAUUUAAUGUUCAUAAGAAACUUUUAAGUUUUGGUACCAGUGCACAUGGACAAACAGAGAUGCAUAUGCUUGUUUGUUUGACAUUCAUCAAAGUGAUACACAGUAGCAGACACUACUUUGCUGAAAAGGUUGCAAAAGCUAGAUAAAGUCCAUGUCUUCACGAUGAAAAAAAGAAGAAAAAAAAGGUCCUUUUUAUAUUUUCAUAGACUGUGAGUAAAGGCUCAUGUUGGAAAUCAUUCUUCACUGUAUUGUGCAAUACAUUAUCACAGAGAAAAAACAUGUUUCAGUAGGAAACGUUGGUGCCCUUUCUCCUUUCUUUUUACGCUCCUCUUCACUAGGUACCGUUGCCAUUUUAGAUGAUGUAACCUGUGCCAGAAGACUUUUAUUCUGAUUUGUAUUUAUUUCUUGCAUGCUCUCCUCCCUCUUGCUAAUACCGCUCUUUAACUGUUCGCUCUGUUGGAUGUGUGAAGCUGUAAAACAUUCUAAUUCAGGUUAUUGUCUGUGUUGAACAAUGUAACUGUGUAAUAAAAUA